Molecule: messenger RNA, 1731 nt
Organism: Thlaspi arvense
Lineage: Eukaryota; Viridiplantae; Streptophyta; Magnoliopsida; Brassicales; Brassicaceae
Source: the annotation of a GenBank genome assembly
AUGGGAGUUUGGAAAAAGAAAAGCAGCCACAAGAACAAAGUUUGCUACAUUUCAGUCCCAGCUCAGAUCAUAAACUCAGUUUCCUCAUCGUCUCUACGCACGUUUCUCGAUGAUAAAUCUUCAAAGAAGAACACAAGCAGGUUCUUCAAUCUCAGAUUCCACUUCCUCAGGAACCCAAAGCUCUUUGCUUUCUCUCUCUUUUCACUUUCUGUCAUAGGGCUUUUAUUAAGACUUGGCUUUUGUGGACACCCAUAUCACGAAAGUCAACUUCAGAGCUCGGACUCAAACGUGUCUCCUAAAUCCCAUCUGGGCACCCGAUCAAACAGUACUCAAGCCGAGAUUCCUAAUGCCAAGGAUCCAUCUUUAGCAGUGGGUGUGGAGAAAAACGAGACAUUUGGUGCUGACUCAAAGCUGAUCACCUCUGAUGGAGAUGGACGUGAUUGGGAUGACGAGAAUGAGUUCUGGAAACAGCCUGAUGGAUUAGGCUACAAGCCAUGCUUGGAGUUCACCACUGAGUACAGGAGAGAGAGUAAGAAGAUUGCCAGAGAGAGGAGAAAGUAUCUGAUGGUGGUCGUCUCCGGCGGGAUGAAUCAGCAGAAGAAUCAGAUUGUGGACGCAACUGUGAUUGCGAGGAUUCUAGGUGCUGUUCUUGUCGUCCCAAUAUUGCAAGUCAAUCUCAUUUGGGGUGACGAGAGUGAAUUCUCAGAUAUAUUUGAUUUAGAGCGAUUCAAGAGUGUUUUAGCAAAUGAUGUGAAGAUAGUUUCGAUGCUGCCUGCAAGUAAACUAAUGACUAGACCAUCAGAAGAUGGUGGUAUGCCCUUCAAUGCAUCCCCACAAUGGAUCCGUUCGCACUAUCUAAAGCGAUUCAAUAAGGAAGGAGUUCUGCUUUUGAGGAGACUGGAUUCACGAUUGUCUAAAGACUUACCCUCUGAUCUCCAGAAGCUCCGUUGUAAAGUAGCAUUUGAAGCGCUGAAGUUCUCGCCAAGGGUUAUGGAGAUUGGGAAAAAGCUUGCAGAGAGGAUGAGGAGCAAAGGGCCAUACAUUGCGCUUCAUCUUCGAAUGGAGAAAGAUGUGUGGGUGAGAACAGGCUGCCUUUCCGGUUUGAGCUCAAAGUAUGAUGAGAUUGCAAAAACAGAAAGGAUUAAGAGGCCUGAGCUCUUAACAGCCAAAUCUAGCAUGACAUCUAACGAGAGGAAACUCGCCGGUCUCUGUCCAUUAAAUGCCAAGGAAGUCACAAGGCUGCUUAGAGCACUUGGAGCACCGAGAGAUGCCAGGAUCUAUUGGGCUGGAGGGGAGCCUCUCGGCGGCAAAGAAGCUUUGAAACCGUUGACAAGUGAAUUCCCACAUCUUUACAACAAGCACGAUAUUGCGUUGCCACUUGAACUCAAACCUUUCGCAAAACGAGCUUCGAUAAUGGCAGCCAUCGACUAUAUAGUGUGUAAAGAGAGUGAUGUGUUUAUGGCAUCACAUGGAGGGAAUAUGGGCCAUGCGAUUCAGGGUCACAGGGCUUAUGAAGGACACAAGAAGCUUAUAACACCGAACAAAAGGCACAUGCUCCCAUACUUUUUGAACACAUCAAUGACAGAAACAGAGUUUGAUAAGAUGAUAAGGAAAUUACACAGGCAAUCUCUCGGACAGCCAGAAUUAAGGAUUAGUAAAGCCGGAAGAGAUGUUACAAAGUAUCCUGUUCCUGAGUGUAUGUGCAAUAAUCAAUCUACUUCCACUAUUUAA